This is a messenger RNA of Clunio marinus, 405 nucleotides long. The record is from the annotation of a GenBank genome assembly. Lineage: Eukaryota; Metazoa; Arthropoda; Insecta; Diptera; Chironomidae.
AUGGGCGUGAUCAUAAUGACAUUCGUAGGAUACCAGAAGAAGUUUUGUUUGGAAAAGGUCAAAAUCGUUACAAAAAUGUCAAGUCAGCAACGUGCUCGGCUGCCUCAAACACCCAACAAUCCAACUACGACAGCUGCAAAUAAUCCUCGAUUUCAGAACAUUGACGUGCAGAACAAUACAAUCUCAUCUGUGUCUGGUGCAACAGACGCUUUCACAACCAACAGCCAAAUGUACAACAAUAAUAAUAUCAACAAUGAUGAUACUUUGAAUGCCUUGGGUCCGGAUUUGGCGAUUUCCACAAGCCAAGUUCUUGACAAUCUUACUGAUCACGAACGCUCAAUUAUUUUGGAUGUGCUGAGUCGCGAUGAAAGCAUUCGUCAACGUGAAACUGCUCGGAUAUUGUAA